GGCUUAAUGAUACCUAAAAAUACUAUAUACGAAUGGAGUAAAGUUAUCAAACAGAGAAGCUGGACUUUUCGUGAUAAUUUAUCGGUUGGCUCAACCAACCAUUUAAUCAAUCUAUUAAAUGAGAUCUUUCAAGCAUCUCAUUCUAAUGCCAAUAUUAAUCAGAAGAUUAUAACUCCUACUAAAUCCGUUCAUUCAAUAACAGAUGUACGUUUAAAUGCUGGGUUUCAUUUUCUAUAUUGUAAUCAACAGAAUAUCGUACUUGGACAUGAUGGAUAUGAUAAUUAUCAAGCACCAUGGGAUAUAGAUAAACAAACAUCUAUAUUUCUUAGAAGAAUGUGGGCUAAAGGGAUGAUUGAGUUUAAACAACAAGAUAUUACAGGAGAAAGUAAUGAAUUACUUCAAUGUAAAGAAACCAUUGAGUCAGUUCGAGUAAUUGAGGGCUCAGUACUUGUAAAUAUUAUCCGAAAUUUCACAUACGGUGAACAAGAGGUACUUAAAGAAGCUAGAACAUUAGUAUAUACCAAUGAAUUAUAUAAUGCCAAACCAUCAUCAUCAAUAUCUACUAUACCUCAGGCUGAAGUGGAAUAUGAAACAACAAUCAAAUUAUCCAGUGAAUAUUUACUACGAUACAGUAUGCUCACCUAUAAUCUUCACAAGAUUCACUACAAUAAAUCAUAUUGCAUCAAUAUUGAGAAUUUACCUACCACUAUAGUUCAUGGACCAUUUAUGAUUACGCUACUAAUGCAUUGGAUCCACCAAUUAAAGCCUGGAUUGAAAUUAAAAUCUUUUAAGUAUCGCAAUUACGAACCUGCUUUUAUUAACGAAGAUUUAACAUUAGCCAUACUACGUACUACAGACGCGUAUAAGUAUACAUUAGUGAUUUACAAUAGAGAAUUGGGUAAGAAAUAUAUAGAAGGCACAUUGUUAGUGAGUUAGUUGGGUGAUAUGCAGGCCGUUCACGUGCGCUCUCAUCAUAAAGUGCCGCACCAGAUAGUCUAGCCAAGAUUAAGUGCAUGUGAUAAUAUCUGGCUGGCAAAUAAAGGGCACGUGACGAAUAUCAAUCCAACGUGUACUGGUUGCAAUAUUGUAUAUAGAUAUUAAUGUAAAUAGUGAGUAAGAUCUAUGGGCUGUGGCACGAUGUCUGUCUAUUAUGAAUUAUAAAUUAUACUAAACCG
Messenger RNA from Scheffersomyces amazonensis, 1175 nucleotides. Its product is annotated as hydroxyacyl-thioester dehydratase. The coding region runs from base 7 to 936 and encodes 309 amino acids. Gene Ontology annotation, cellular component: mitochondrion. The record is from RefSeq and is a predicted model, not a curated record. The transcript has a single exon. Gene Ontology annotation, molecular function: (3R)-hydroxyacyl-[acyl-carrier-protein] dehydratase activity. Lineage: Eukaryota; Fungi; Ascomycota; Pichiomycetes; Serinales; Debaryomycetaceae.